GGGUGAAAGAAAAAAAAAAGGGGGAAAAAGUUGGGUCUGAUUUGCUGGAAUCGCGCAGGACCGAAGGUGCACCGGUCGAUUUCAUAUCAAGUUUGGUGAAAGCAGGGGCGAACAUCACACACUCGGCGCCCUCUGAAGCUCCCCACGAUGCUUUUAUGAACGAGAUCUCAGAGCACCGUGACGCGCACAGAGCCCCAUGUAGUAGAGGAGUACGCAGCAGCAGCAGCAGCAGCAGCAGCAGCAGCAGCUCGCACCGGCUCCGCGAGUAGAAUCUGCAGAAAGUGCACGACAACUUAAAACUCUGCGUAAAAAUCUCCUUUCCACUGCGGAGACGACAAUCUUUGGAUCGCACGAAUUCAUGGAUGUUCUUGGAUAACCUCGCAUUGUUUUUUUUUUACGCGGAUAGCUGCUCCACGGUCUCGCACGGCGCACGUCGGCCCCAGGAAUGGCGCGAUAAAGUGAUCAGAGGAAUCAGUCCAAGUGCAUUCACGUUGUGCGUGUGUGUGUGAGCCGUCUCGUCAUGUAUUCUCCAAUUUGUCUCACUCAGGAUGAAUUUCAUCCCUUCAUCGAGGCACUUCUCCCUCACGUCCGUGCCAUCGCCUACACAUGGUUCAACCUCCAGGCCAGAAAACGCAAGUACUUCAAGAAGCACGAGAAGCGGAUGUCCAAGGACGAGGAGCGCGCGGUGAAAGACGAGCUCCUGAGCGAGAAGCCCGAGGUCAAGCAGAAAUGGGCAUCCAGGCUGCUGGCCAAGCUGCGUAAGGACAUUCGGCAGGAGUACCGGGAGGACUUUGUCCUGAGUGUGACGGGCAAGAAGCACCCGUGCUGCGUGCUGUCCAACCCGGACCAGAAGGGCAAGAUCCGCCGGAUCGACUGUUUGCGGCAGGCCGACAAAGUUUGGCGUCUGGACCUGGUGAUGGUCAUCCUCUUCAAAGGCAUCCCUCUGGAAAGUACAGACGGGGAGCGCCUCGUCAAGUCUCCACAUUGCACCAACCCAGCACUUUGUGUCCAGCCACACCACAUAACAGUAUCGGUCAAGGAGCUGGACUUGUUUCUAGCAUACUAUGUCCAGGACCAAGUCUACUUGGAAGACAGCUUCAUCAAAUCAGGAGUCUUCAGUGUUACAGAACUGGUGCGAGUGUCCAGAAUGCCCAUCACCCACGGUGCAGCGGUAAACUUCUCCAUGGCCGACAUGCCCAGCCAGCCCUACUAUCACGACCUGAACUCCAGCGUGGGGCUGCAUCGCUCCCUGUCCUCCCCGCCCGGCAGCAAAAGGCCCAAAACCGUCAACAUGGACGAGAACAUGGACACCAGCCCGACGGGACCGGACUUCUACUCGUCACCCAGCUCACCAGCCAGCAGUCGGGCCAACUGGCACGAUCGAGACGGAGCAGACAUGUCCUCUCCCACCAUGAAGAAGCCAGAGAAGCCGCUGUUCAGCCCCACCUCCCCGCAGGACUCCUCGCCACGACUCAGCACUUUCCCUCAGCCUCACCACCCGGGCCUAACAGGUGUAGGACACAGUGUUAUAUCGACGAGGAGCCCCCCUCCACACUCGCCCCUGCAGUUCUCGGCCUCGGCCAUCUUGCCUCCGGCCCCGUCGCCCUACUUCUCGCACACCACCAUCCGCUACCCGCCCCACCUCAACCCUGCUGAUCCCCUCAAGAGCUACGUGCCGUCAUACGACCCGUCCAGCCCACAGAGCAGCCAGCCUAACAGCAGUGGUCAGGUGGUAGGAAAGGUCCCAGGCCACUUCACCCCAGUUCUGGCUCCCUCCCCACACCACGGCACGGUGCGACCCGUCUCGCUGUCCAUGCCCGACACUAAGCCCAUCACCACAUCCACAGAAGGCUACUCAGCCCCUGGCACCCCAACGGCUAACCGUUUUGUAGGCCUGAGCCCGAGAGAUCCCGCCUUCCUGCACCAGCAACAGCUGAGGAAGUGUGACUGGAGCGUGACUCAAAACGGCAGGCAUUAUGGCCCCAGUGCCACUGACGACACUUUGGGGAUUACUUGGCAAAGUCCUGGUACCUGGGCGAGCUUAGUUCCAUUCCAAGUGUCGAACGGGACUCCGAUUCUGCCAACAAAUGUCCACCACCAGAACUACAGCAUAAACAUCAUUGGUGAGCCCCUGGUCCCCGCUGAGACUGGGAACUGAGCGUCGCAGAGGCCCGGAUGAGCCCCAGGGUGGAUGGGUGUUGGUGGUGCAGAGCUGCACUACAGGUGUCCGCAGCCAUGGAUGAAACCAGCAAAGCAGCACGAGCUGCACAAUCGUCCCCUUCCUCGUCCCUCCCCUCCUCCCCCCGUCCCUCCCCAUGAAGGACACUGGCCGUGAAGUGAAGACGAGGGUUGGUUCAGAGGGAAAAACAAAAAAAAAAAAAGAGCGCUUCAGGUCUGCUGUGUCCUCGCCCGAGCCCGGCCCACACAUCCACCACCCACCAGUCAGUUGUUGUGUUUGCAGAACUUCUCAAUCCAUUCAAAUACUGUGAUGUAUAGAUGCCUUAAUGUUUUAUUGCAUGACACUCUAGUCUCUUAGCGGCAAUUCCUACUAUUUUUCCAUGUUGGGGGAAGAUGUAAAAUCCUGAUUUACACACAAGCGAAGAGGUCUGCGUACCGACAACCUCUGCCUGGUGGAUGGCUCCGAGGACGGAAGCUCUCCAGCUCAGACCUCUUGAAAAGAGGCUCAACCCCACGUCAAACGAUUCACUGUGUACACCAUAGGAACAAAAAAAAAAAAGAAAAUUGUGAAUUCAGAGUGUUUUCUUCUUCCGUUUUUGAUUUCAGUUUACUGUGAUACGACUCUUUGUUCGGAAAAUGUGUUGACUUUUGCUUAUUCUUUACUGCUACUUACUUUGAGAAUUAAAACACUUACAGUAAGAGUUGAGAACUCUUGAUGCGGUUUUCAAAAAACACUAAAUGUUAGGCUUGAGAUUGGACCCCUCAUUAGAGAAUUUGCAACUCCUUUACAAAAGGAUUUUUUUUUUUUUUUUUAAAAAGCGACGGAGCAUAAGAAAAUCUCGAUAGAGGCAAGUGCAAUUGAAUUUUUGAAGGGAAGCUAUCAGUCUGUCAGCCCUAAGACUCUAAAGGAAGGGGGAUAAACUAAACAUUAAAUGGAUUUAUGGGUAAAAUGUUUGAGAAGACAUUUGAAUUUGAUUUCAGUCACAUAUCCGUCUCCUCACAUGAGCGAAACAUCAAGCGUGAAAGGCAGUUGAAGGCAAGCACGAAGCUACCUGUGCAGCGCUGAGCGAAACCAGCACUUCUGUUGAGCCCUUCCCGUCAUUCGGGGGAGAUUUCUUUUAAUUUAUUUUGGGGGAAAAAAAAAUAACCGAACAUUAGCAAAGAAAUGAGACGCACAUAGUGUGUUCAAAUGGCAUUUCUGUUUUCUUUUUUUUUUUUUUCUCUUCUUCUUUGUAUUAAAUGUUCACGAUAAGAUCACGAGCAUAUGCAUUUGGCCAUCAGCUUCUAAAGCUUAUGUUUACACACAAAAAAAAAAUAUGGAAUGCAAAGUGUUAAUUAAAUGGAAAUGUACAAUUCAUGCAAAUGUACAGUAGGCUUAUGUGUAAAGCUAGUUUGUGCAAGGUUAACUCUGCAGUGGAAGAGGUUGAAAAAGCUGAAAUUAUGAAUCCAGGUGGUGGCAAAUCCCUGAAAUCUAGAAUUGUGCACGGGCAUGUUCACAGCCAUUGCCUCUCCAGUCCAGACGUAUUUAUACAAGGAAAAAAAUCUCUCCAAUACUCUUAAUUUGCACGAUGACAUAUAGUCCACAUUACGUGCCUUGCCUUUGAAUAUAGAGACAUCACUACACUUGUUUUUUGCUGCAUUUAUCAUUAUAGAUAAAAAAAUUAACAUUUUUAUGAUAAGAAUUGUUUUGUACUCUGAAUGAAAUUGUUGAUUUUUAACUUCAUGUACUACUCUAUCUCACAGUUCCAUCGCAUAUCAAGGCUGUGUAUAGUCGCCGUUUUAAAGUUUGUAAUCAACCAGCAUUCUUUUUUUUUUUCUCUCCUCAGUAUUUUGGUGGUUUUUCUAAUAACCUGUCAUCUUUUUGUUUGUUUUUUUGUUUGUUUUUUUCCUUAUUGCUCAUUUUUGUUCAUCUUCCAGUUACUAUUGCGGAGGGUGGAAUUCAGAAUUAUGAAAAAUUAUGCAAUACCAAGUUUUGCCUAUGUAGGUAGUGCUUAUAGAUGCGUCAAUUAUUAGAGGCUAGUUUGGAGAUAGACAAUAUUGUAAUGCAUUUAAUUUGUUGAUAUCGUUGUUUGUCGUUGUUGUUGUUGAUGAUGUUGUUGUUGUUGUGGGUGUUUUUCCUUUUUUAUUGACCAAAGUGGGGACUGCUUUCUAUGCAGUGUAUGACAAGGUCUUUCUUUUCUUUUCCUUUUCUUUCGUUCUUUAGCGUAUCGGCCUACCGAACGACGGUGUUCCAGUGUAUUUUGAAUUCGGGAGUUUUAGUGGGAGGGGCGGUUAUUUUUCUAGAAGUGCUUAUAAAAAAAAAAAAGAAGAAAGAAAGAAAGAAAUGCACCCCUUGGUCUUUGUACGGCUGCAAAGUCACUGAUUGCUCUACUGUGACUCUUACUUUCAACUUUCCACCUGGGGUGCUAGCGCGUGACCUUGAAGGAGCUCAUUUUUUUUUCACAGGAGAGACGGCUUGACUUGAGCGUGACAAUCAUUUUAAGAAAUCAUUCUCGCCUAGAAAAAAAAAGAAAAAAAACCCACCCUGUCGUAAGAAAAGUCCCUUGAAGCUGGACGGAUAGCGAACAACACCAGACGUCACCGAAUGCAACUCCCAAGUAGAUGCCUUAAACACAUCAGCGAAGUGGCCUGUGACCUGCGCAACAAUCACACACCGACUAAUGCUACUGAGACCUGUCCGAAUCAGUUGCAGACAGGCUCAAGCAAGCCUUUAGAAAGUAUUUUAUAAGUAGUAGAUUUGUAUAAAUGUAUAUACGAUGUGCACAUAUGUCAAUUCCUGAGAUACUUCCCCAGCGGAGCCCCGAGCAGUAAACAUUGGACCGUGGUUUUUUUUCUAACUUCCUCUCCAGUGGCCCAGUAGAAGCUUAAAUAGAAUCCACUAGAAGAAAAAUUAUAGCACUUAAAUAGCACAUAGGCAAUCGUCCUCUCCCCCAACGUGCAGUGUGUUCAACCUAGUCUUAAACUAAAUCUCUCAGGCGUAUUCCAGGGCAUUAUUUAUAUCAAUCAUUACCAUUUUUAAUGUAAAAAAAGAAGAUAUUUCCUGACAGAGAGAGCAGCGCCUCCGUAGCUGCCACGACACCUUUUGCACUCUUUCCCUACAAUCGUGAAAGAAUCGCCUCCCCUCGGAGGGAGACGCCACGACGCUCCGGCGCCAGCCGCAGGGUCCAGAAGCAGAAAACCUUCUUUUGAAAAAUAAUCCUCAAGUCAAGCUCCAUCUCUCCGCCUUCACCCAGAUAUCUUAUGCAGAAAAAAAUAGAAGAAGUCACCCCGUUCUAUGUGCACUGUUCUGUCUUUCCUUUGUUCUGUUUAUUAUUUUAUCCUUUUUCCUUCUUCUUUUAAAAGAAAAACUAUAAGUGCUUUGCAGCCUUUGGCCAUUGGAGACCCCACUGAAGUGCAUUGUCCCCUUGUGUGUGUGUGUGUGUGUGUGUGUGUGUGUGUGUGUGUGUGUGUGUGAUACAGAUGUGUCAGGGUCACUGUGCUGUUGGUGUUUAUUUGAAUAGGAGACUGUACAUAAAGGUAAAUAUCCUGAUUGCGUCGAUAGCAGUAGUCUGUGGGGUUGAACUCUGCUUUGGCAGCUUGGGUGUGUACGUGUGUGUGUGUGUGUGUGUGUGUGUGUGUGUGUGAGUGUGAGUGUGUGUGUGUGUGUGUGUGUGUGUGUGUGUGAUCGAGUGCCUCUGACGCGACACACCGAGAGAAGAUGAGAGUCUUUCUAUUGAUUUAAGAAAAGGAAAAACAGCAGCCUGCCGCGGGUCAGGAGUUUGUACACUGUAAACUUUCUCGAGAGUUCUUCUCUUUCGCCCUUAUUUGUAAAUCUUCAAUUCUGGGGAAAAAAAUGAGUCAGUUCCAUUUUAGGAAAAAAAAAAAAAAGAAAGAAAUAUUGGGUUUUUAUUUGUGUCGGAGGCUGGAUUUGAGUUAGAACUCUCCAGAUUUCCCCUGAUCGUAGAAUCUAAAGUGUUUUCAUCAGUUGUUGUGAUCCUGUGCGUGAAAGUCAAGAAACAAAGGAGGAAAUAUUCUAUACAGAUCCAUAAAUAUAAAAAAAAACAACAACAACAACAAUGAAGGCUUUUUUAUUAUGAAUAUUAUUAUUUCUGAUCUUGAUUAGCACUUAGAUAUUUCCAUUUGGGAAAAAAACACUUCAUGAAUCUUUGAAUUGUUGUUCUUUCAUUAGUGUGGCCAUAGCGAGUGUGAUGUGAUUUAUCUCCUUUUUCUUUUCUUUUUGUUUUGUUUUGUUGUGUGAAUUCUUGUCCAACAAGACUCGUGGUGUGAGUGUGUUCCUUGUAGCAGCUGGGAGGUGACGUCACUUCACCAGUAGAGAGAGAAUCGAAAAAUAAAGAUUAAAAAAAGGCCCCAGAUUGCACCUGAAGCGAGAAGCAGGGUAAAAUCUGCAGUGACAAACGUCCUCGAUCAAUCUAUCACAUUUCUUUUACUUCUUUUAUUUUAUUUUUUUCAGGAUUGGUGCUACAGUUCUGUGUAGUUCAGAUCGUCUCGGUUCGUACGCGGACGACUGCUCCUAUAUAUAUAAAAAACAGAAAUCUAUUUGAAGAUCAGCAGCAGCAUCUGGGCAUCACGUCUUUUUUGCACAUUCCACAUGCUGUCAAUGCCUGAUGUGAUGUAGGAAACCCUUCAUUCACACUACAAACAAACAUGACAUUAACUGCAGGUGCUCCAGAGUCGGGUUACUGCACCUUCCAGCUGACGGUGUAUCCAGGCAGGUUGCGUCUUUCUGCUGAAUGUAGCCUGUCAAAAUGAAAGCUCUUGAUAUUUUAAUCAGUGUUCCACCCAUCAGCAGCUGCGGGAGCCGUAUCCCAGGCAGAUUUUGACACUCGCUUUUUUUGUUGUUGUUUUUUUUUUAGCAUUAUGUCACCGCGAUCAUCGAGAAACAGGACGACUUUAUGCAAGGAGGACCUGUGGCACUCAUGCAAUACGUGUGAUUAUUUUUUUCUCCUUCUUUUUCAAACGAAUGUCACGCAUUCUGUAGUCCGACAAGAACGUAGAGGAACUUCAUUUCUUUCAUCCCACACGAGCAAUAUACAGUACACCUUCCAUACGUUGGCUAGCUGCUAGUCACUCGGCAUCAGGUUGUUAUAAAACAUGAGAAACCAGCAUUUUUACAGGAUGUAACAUUCACCAAAAGAAGACAAAAAGAUAGCAAUGCAGUGCCUGUUCAACGCUGUCCAAGUGUCUGUUGUAUAUAAUUGUAAGAUGUGAUAGACUUAACUUUCAUAUGUGACAAGAAAAAAAAAAGAAAAAUUACAAAAAACACACCUUCACGCAGAAGAGAGUGUGGCGAACUCGUCUGGAAAAUAUGCUCGUCAUCACUUCUUCGAUGGAGUUUUUUUUUUUUUGUUUUUACUGAUUUAUUAAUUUUCAAUGCCCACGUCAAGCUUGUUGGAAAAUCUGAGAGGAAAUGUUCACUCUUCUUUUUUUAAUUAUUCUUUUUUUUCUGAGGAGGAGGAGGAGGAGGAGGAGGAGUGGGGCGGGAGGUGUCAGUGCUACGUUAAAUUGCAGUGAAAGGAUCGAAAAAUUAUUUUCUUUUCUCUGAAGAUUCGUCACCGUUUUUUUUUUUUUUUCUCUGCAGGGCUGAUUUAUUUUUGGGUCUUGUGGCACUUUUACUUCCCUCUGCGCACACGUUUCUACUUGAUGAAUCAUGGUGGAAUUAUAUAUAUAUAUAUAUAUAUAUAUAUAUAUAU
This is a messenger RNA of Acanthopagrus latus (yellowfin seabream), 7868 nucleotides long. Its product is annotated as nuclear factor 1 B-type-like. Gene Ontology annotation, molecular function: DNA-binding transcription factor activity, RNA polymerase II-specific; RNA polymerase II cis-regulatory region sequence-specific DNA binding. The record is from RefSeq and is a predicted model, not a curated record. Gene Ontology annotation, cellular component: nucleus. Lineage: Eukaryota; Metazoa; Chordata; Actinopteri; Spariformes; Sparidae. Gene Ontology annotation, biological process: regulation of transcription by RNA polymerase II. The transcript has 11 exons. The coding region runs from base 521 to 2158 and encodes 545 amino acids.